ACAAACGAUAUCACAAUAUUUCCAUCCAUCCAUUAGAUUAGCGUUUUUGUAUUGUUGUUUGGUUCGUUUAUUGUUAUUUUAUUUAUAUAAGCAAUCGAUUAUCAGGUUAUUGAUUGAAUAAAAUUAAAACAAAUCGAUCCUUACAAUGUCAUUAAAGUCUGCUGAUGCACUAACAAAUAAGUUGCAGCAAGAUCUGCUGAAUGAGUUGGUAACAACAAAUCAUCUUCUGCAAUUAAUCUCUGAAGAAUUACAAGAAUUCAAACAAUUAACAAGACCUGGUGGAGAAUUGGAAUCAAAUGUUGCUAAGAACACCGCCCUAACAAAACAACUGGCCAAUAUGCUUCAUAUUGAUUUAGACAAACUACCACCUGUUGCACGAUUGCAAAUAGACCUGAACCACCCAUCAAAUCAAAACCAAUCUUAUGAGGAACAUGACACGUUUAGGAAUAACUCCACUAUGGAAGACGAUAAAUAAAAGCAAUUAAAAAAAAUGAUUAAGCAUGCAUUGUAGGAUGAGCAAUACAAAUAAAUGAGCCA
Cydia strobilella is the source of this 537-nucleotide messenger RNA. RefSeq lists its product as uncharacterized. NCBI's taxonomy places the organism in Eukaryota, Metazoa, Arthropoda, Insecta, Lepidoptera, Tortricidae. The transcript has 3 exons. The coding region runs from base 146 to 475 and encodes 109 amino acids. The record is from RefSeq and is a predicted model, not a curated record.